UUAUUUCCAAUAAGCAACAAAAAAAAAAUUCUGUGAAUCUUAAAAACAUUAAUUAAAUUAUCAUGGAAGUAGCUGACGAACUUGAGGAUCAAUUAUCUGAAAUUAACUUUGUUCCUUGCGUCAAAUUUGUUAAGAGAGGAGUUGCAAGUGCUAGGAAUAUUGCAGAUGGUGUUAAGCCUAAUGUUAAUCCGCAAGUGUUUCAAGAAUUGAUGGGUGGACCGUCAGGAACACAGCAAGAGAUAGAUGACGAUGAAAGUGGAUCUGAUCUAGAAAAUCAAGAUAAUUCAGAUAUAGAACAGCUACCUGCUGUAAAAGAUCAAAAUGACGAGUAUAAUUUUGAUGAUUAUGACAACGAAAAAGCAGAACCAGCACUUAAAAUGUCAGAUAUUGUUGAGGUGACCGAAAAUGAUGAAAUAGCUGACGACGAAAAUGAUUCUGAGGCAGAAGACGAUACAAUUAAGCCAACGGAUAAUUUAGUGCUCGUUGGACGUGUUGAGGCUGACUGUUCCUCAAUGGAAGUUUAUGUAUUUAAUGAGGAAGAAAAUUCUCUUUAUGUCCACCAUGAUUUUUUAUUGCCAUUCCAUAUUUUGUGCGUUGAAUGGUUCAGCUAUGAUGCUGGAAGUGAAACAGCUGGAAAUUUAUGUGCUAUAGGCGGUAUGGAACCUAUUAUUCAUGUCUAUGACUUAGAUAUUCAUCAUCCAUUAGAGCCAGUUGUAACUUUAGGAAAGAAAGGAAGUAAAAAGAAAGGUACAAAAAGAGUUGGACAUAAAGAUGCAGUUUUAGAUUUAGCUUGGAACUCAAAUUAUCAGCAUAUAAUGGCUAGUGCUUCUGUCGACCAAACAGUCAUUCUUUGGGAUCUUGAACAUACAUCACCAUCUACAAUUCUUAAAGAUUUUGCAGAAAAAGUACAGACAAUAGAGUUUAAUGCAUCAGAAGCUGAAUAUUUGCUCACUGGAUGUAGCGAUAAUACAGUAAAGCUAUUUGACUGUAGACAAAGCAACGAUGAGAAUGCACAAUAUAAGAAAUGGAUAAUAGAAGGUGAAGUAGAAAAGGUUAAAUGGAAUCCAUCACAAAAGUAUCAUUUUGUGGCAGGAACUAAUGCUGGAAAGAUAUAUUACUUUGAUUCAAGAGCAACCGAACCAUUGUGGGUUAUAGAAGCUCAUGAAAAAGAAGUCACAGAUUUUGGAUUUAAUCCAAAGGUUCCAAACUUCUUAGCCACAUCCUCCACAGAUAAUCACUUGAAAGUAUGGAAUUUCAACGAAACUUCAUGUGAUGUUGUCCAUAGUCAGCACUGUAAAGUCGGCAAAGUUCAUUCCCUUGAUCCAUGUCCAGAAAAUGGUUUCCUGCUUGCUGUUGGCGGUGAUAAAAGGAAGAAGAAUUUCAAUGUUGCAAAUCUACUUGACUAUGAUGAUAUUAAGCAGGCAUUUACAAAUGAGCCUGUAAUAAGUCAAGGAUCGAAAAUGGAAGACGAUGAUGAUGAUUAAAACUUUUUAUUAUUAUCGUUUUUAUAUAUAUUCAAUUAUUUCAUACAAGUCCAUAAUAAACAUUUCUUUUCCUUCUUUAAAGUUAUAAGGAAAAGAGAAACCGCGAUUAAAAAAUAACUAAUGUAAAGAAAAGCAAAGAAUAAGAAGAGAAUUUAUAAUGAACUAUGUUUUAUACUUAAUGCUACAUGUUUUAGUCAACAUUCUUAGCUGAAAACUCGAUAAUUUCUUGAAGACAUCGACUAAAUUCUUCGAGAAUCAUUUUUUCAGCUUCUUUUUUGGGCGCACUCAUUUUCUCACAUUCUUCAGCUUGUGCAAUCAUACAUUGAACAGUCGCCUCUAUAACAUCCUGAGUCAUGAAAUUGUACGGUUUCUUUACUAGCUCAUUCAAGUCUGUUACUUUCUUAAGUGCUGCCAAGUUCUUCUCAUAAAUUUCCUCGCUAAAUUGACCUCGCUUCCCGCAUUGUUUCAAGUAUUGCAGUUCCAUUUCCAUUUUCUCGUCUAUGUCGUCAACGUUCUUGCAGCCUAUAAUAAUCCCUUCCAUAAACAUCCACAUCAAUUUUAAACUGUUAAAAUAAGCUUACCUAAACAACGACAAUUUGCAGAACACGAAAUUUUUGCCUCGUAGCACUCGCAAUAAUUUUUUAAGCAGCCUGAACGCUUACAAUUGCAACCACGUUGAUGAAGACGUUGCUGUUCCUCGGUAGCUUCUUUUGAUCUAUAGAAAUUAUUUUAAAUUCAAAUUAAAUUGUGAAAUUUUUUUAAAAGUUUGAUGCUUUCGCAAUG
This is a messenger RNA of Chironomus riparius, 2267 nucleotides long. The record is from the annotation of a GenBank genome assembly. NCBI's taxonomy places the organism in Eukaryota, Metazoa, Arthropoda, Insecta, Diptera, Chironomidae.